AUGCUCCGAAAUGCGCUAUCUGGGAGUUUCGACACGAUUUUGACCGUAAAAAGAUGCAAUUCGCCAAGUUUUCACGUUUCUCGUCGCUUCCUGGCCGUCGAUUAUUCGGAGGAAAAGCCUGGCGCCCCACAACUUGAACACAUCCAAAAGAGAGUCACAGAAACGGUUCCUCUGAUGUUCCGACAACGGCUCGAUUACACCUUCUACCGGAACGACGUUUUCUGUGACAACCAGAUUCUGAACAUGCAGAAGAAGGGUCGGACCCAGCUCAUGAGCCACUUUGGGUUGAUCGGCACCCUGGGACAAGUCGCCUUCCCGCACAUUCAAAUGGAAGUUAUUUCCGUCGUGCCGAUCCUGGAAGAUGGAACGGUCCGGUGUCGUUGGCGAGUGAAGUACGUCUCCUUCUGGCGCCUUGCCACGAACCCUCGCCUCUUCCGCUUCGACUACCGCAUGAAGAACUUGUCCUGGUUCGACGGCUACUCCGUCUUCACGGUCGAUGGAAACGGCGACGUCUACAAGGUCACCGUCCAGAAGACGAUGAAAGACGAAGGUCAGAAGUCCCUUCUCGGCACCUCGGCGGAGAAGGUGAAGCAGAAAAUUGCCGAACUGCAGCAGCAACCUAGUGUUAACGCGUCCAAGACAUAUUUUUUCCUCAGAAUGCUGUUUUAG
Molecule: messenger RNA, 669 nt
Organism: Caenorhabditis auriculariae
Lineage: Eukaryota; Metazoa; Nematoda; Chromadorea; Rhabditida; Rhabditidae
Source: the annotation of a GenBank genome assembly